AUGAAUAUGUUGGAUGAUGAAGAUGACCAAAGCUUUCACGCUACGCGUGACGGCCACUCCCAUUUGAGCGAUGUCGAAUGGGAUGCGGUUGAACGGAUGGGUUCGACCAUGGGCAUCCAUGCUGUUAGCGUCAUGCUAGAGGCUCUCAAUAGAGAUGCCCAACAUGCUACUAUCGCCAAGUUCAUCCAAAAUGAACUUGACGCAGAACGCGAGAAAGUAGCCUUGCUUCAUCAACAAGUUUCUCAACAAGCAGAGUUGUUGAGAGAACAGGGUGUUCAACAGUUUGAGCUGUUGAGACAGCAGCAGGCUGCUGCUGGUGGGUCGAUGCACUCGCGUCGACCCGAGACUUUGAAGAUUGACAUCUCCAAGUAUAGGGGGGUCGAAGAAGACUCCCUCUUGAGAUGGUUCGUCGAAUAA
This is a messenger RNA of Peronospora matthiolae, 417 nucleotides long. The record is from the annotation of a GenBank genome assembly. Lineage: Eukaryota; Oomycota; Peronosporomycetes; Peronosporales; Peronosporaceae.